Scutellospora calospora is the source of this 1338-nucleotide messenger RNA. The record is from the annotation of a GenBank genome assembly. Lineage: Eukaryota; Fungi; Glomeromycota; Glomeromycetes; Diversisporales; Gigasporaceae.
AUGUCUCCUCGAACAAGCCCCAACCAAGAUUUUGAAGGAAUUAAAACAUUUCGCAGGGCUGAGGUAUCAAAAACCAGACAAAUUAUUCAAAGAAGUAUCAACGGUACAAAAUAUACAAAAGACCAACCAUGGUAUAUGAUUAUUGAUAAUAAAGUUUAUGAUAUCAAAGAGUUCGUGCCUGAUCAUCCAGGUGGUGCUCCGAUUUUGACACAUAUUGGAAAGGACGCAACAGAUGCAUUUUAUUCUUUCCAUCCGGAAAGUGUACAUGAUUUAUUGGCAAAUUAUUAUGUUGGUGAUAUAGCCUAUGAAGAUAUUAUUCCGUCAAAAGGAUUUACAAAAAAGGUUCGAGAACUUAAAGAACAAUUUACAAAGCUCGGAUAUUUUAAAUCAUCCAAAGUUUAUUAUCUAUAUAAAAGUCUUUACAACAUAAUUCUUUGGUCUAUAUCGGUCAUAAUCUUGAAUACAUUUGGAAAUACAUUACCUGGAGUUCUAACUGCCGCAUUUGUAAUGGCCUUAUUUUGGCAGCAAUGUGGUUGGUUAUCACAUGACUUUUUACAUCAUCAAGUAUUUGAAAAUAGAUAUUAUAAUGAUUUGGUUGGAUGUUUCUUUGGAGCUGUUUGUCAAGGUUUUGAUCCUUGCUGGUGGAAAAAUAAACAUAACACUCAUCAUGCUGCUCCAAAUGUUCAUGGUCAAGAUCCUGAUAUUGAUACACAUCCAUUUUUAAGUUGGUCAGAAAAUGCAUUAACAGAUUUAUUUGAUCCAGAGUUAGCUAGAGAACAUGCAAAAGCUUUUCCUCCAUGGUUAGCUCGUAUAAUGGUUAAUAAUCAAACUAUAAAUUAUUUUCCACUUCUUGCAUUUGCUAGAUUAUCUUGGUGUGUUCAAAGCAUAUUAUAUGUUCUUCCUAAUGGUCAAACUGGAAGUAUUGGUAAUGCUCGUAUGCCAGUUACAUUAAUUGAACAAAUAUCACAAGCUAUGUGUGGAUUAUUAUUGGCAUUAUGUUUUUCAUUAAACCAUAAUGGAAUGAAAGUAUUAACAGAAGAAGAAACGAUGAAUACUGAAUUCUUUGUUGAACAAGUUAUUACUGGAAGAGAUGUUACUGCAAAUAGUUUAAUGGGUCGUUGGUUUGUAGAAUGGUUUACUGGUGGAUUAAAUUAUCAAAUUGAACAUCAUAUAUUCCCAAGUAUGCCACGUCACUAUUUCCAUAAAGUUUCACCAAUUAUUCAAUCUUUAUGUGCAGAAUACAAUAUACGUUAUCAUAAAACUACCUUCAUUGAAGGUACAAUGGAAGUUUUUAAGAGAUUAGGUCAAGUUUCAUAUGCAAAUAAAAAAGUGAAUUAA